UGGCGCGAGUAAUGCUGUUUUUCUGAGGCAUUUUGUCGUUUGGCAUUUCCGAUUUCCGACUUUAGAACUAUUUCCGAUUUCCGACAUUUCCGAUUUACGUCACAUUCGUUAUUUCUGACCCACCUCUGAUCGCAUGGAAUCCGCUGAGUAUUAAUUUUUCUUAAUCCGCCGAAUCUGAUACCCUCAAAGUUCGAAAAAUUACCAUUAAAGAUCACAAACCUCCAUUGGACUCAUAAAUUGGACCUGAGCCAAAAAUUCUAACAAUUUUAUAAAGUUCGCAUUAGUAAUUAGUAUUUUUGUAUUAUUUUUUAUAAAGUCAAAAUUAAGUUUUGACUUUAUAAACUAAUAACGUUUUAUACUCGAAUUUCGAUUUUAUUCACUAAUUUUGUUAUCUUAUUUAAUUUUAGUGUUUUAUUGACUAAAAUCCACAACUCUUUAUUCUAAAAAAUAGGAAAAUGCGUUUGCGUUUUCCUACAAUUUUGUUUCUAAUUUUUUUGUUGACCACGGUUUAUGGAAUGGAAAAACAAAAAAAGAGUAGAUUUGGUCGUUCAAGAAAAUUAAAACGUGAUGAACCCAAACAAAUGUCUCUUGGAACAACCGAUUCUGGCGACACAAUCAUUCGGAAUACUCUGAAUAAAGGAGUAGAAACGCUUACAAAAGGAGUUAAAAAUUUACUUGGAGGAAAAAAGAAGGAGAAGGAAACCACAAAUAAAGUUUUUCAGAGAAAUUUGAGUGAAUUGGUUCCGUAUAGAGAAGGUAGAUGA
Meloidogyne enterolobii is the source of this 764-nucleotide messenger RNA. The record is from the annotation of a GenBank genome assembly. NCBI's taxonomy places the organism in Eukaryota, Metazoa, Nematoda, Chromadorea, Rhabditida, Meloidogynidae.